This is a messenger RNA of Hyla sarda, 552 nucleotides long. RefSeq names its product prostasin-like. Gene Ontology annotation, biological process: proteolysis. The record is from RefSeq and is a predicted model, not a curated record. The annotation marks the transcript as partial. The transcript has 4 exons. Gene Ontology annotation, molecular function: serine-type endopeptidase activity. NCBI's taxonomy places the organism in Eukaryota, Metazoa, Chordata, Amphibia, Anura, Hylidae.
UGUGACUUUGUAGUUUCGACUUCUGUUUCCACCGAGACAACCUCAUCCCCUCCGGUGUGCGGGGCUCCAGUGGUCUCCGGCCGGACUCUUGAGGGUACAGAUGCUCGGGAUGGACAGUGGCCCUGGCAGGUCAGCGUGAGGUAUUCAGGGGCCCAUAUAUGUGGAGGAAGCCUCAUCUCCGGCCAGUGGGUGCUCUCCGCCGCUCACUGCUUUAUAAACUCCAAUAACCUGGACCAUUAUUCUAUAUACCUGGGGAGACAUCAGCUGUCGGCGGAGGAUGAUCACAUGACCAUCGCUCAGGUCAGCGACAUCAUCAGACACCCCCAGUAUAAUAACCACAGAGGCCGAGGGGACAUCGCUCUACUGAAGCUCUCUAGCCCCGUCACCUACACCCAGGACAUCAGGCCCAUCUGUCUGCCAUCUGCUGCCGUCACCUUCCCCUGUGGCAUGGAAUGCUGGGUAACCGGCCGGGGUAAUACUUCUACCAAUGAUGCCUUCGCUCAUUGGCUGCCCGCCCCCGGCAUGUACAGUCUGGAGGCAGUGCGGCACUGA